This is a messenger RNA of Lolium rigidum, 1590 nucleotides long. RefSeq lists its product as uncharacterized. The record is from RefSeq and is a predicted model, not a curated record. The transcript is spliced from 3 exons. Bases 1 to 1167 code for a protein of 388 amino acids. Gene Ontology annotation, cellular component: chloroplast. Gene Ontology annotation, molecular function: double-stranded DNA binding. Lineage: Eukaryota; Viridiplantae; Streptophyta; Magnoliopsida; Poales; Poaceae. Gene Ontology annotation, biological process: chloroplast organization; regulation of DNA-templated transcription.
AUGCUCCGCCUCCGCAGCUGCUGCAUCCUCACUCGUCUCCUCUCUUCUCCCGCCACCUUCCCUCUCCACCGGCUGCUCUCAGCGGCUGCCUCCCCAAGCCCCUGGUUCUCCGUCGAGCAGUACCUCGUCGACACCUGCAGCCUCACCAGAGCGCAAGCCGCCAAGGCCUCCACCAAGCUCUCCCACCUCAGGCCUUGCCUCAAGUCCCCCACCAACCCCGACGCCGUCCUCGCCUUCCUCGCCGGUCUCGGCCUCUCCACCGCCGACGUCGCUGCCCUCGUCGCCAAGGACCCGCGGUUUCUCUGCGCCCGUGUGGAGACAACCCUGGCCCCUGUCGUCCUUGGCCUCACCGGAAUCGGCCUCUCAAAUAAUGACAUUGCGCGCCUCCUAUCGCUCGUUCCAUCCAGCUUCCGCUGUAGAUCCGUCGUCUCCAACCUACAACACUGCCUGCUGCUGUACGGCUCCUACGAGAACCUCCUCCGAGCCUUCAAAUUCAACAAUAAUCUCCUCACAUACAGCUUCGAGACGACCAUAAAGCCCAACAUCGCGAUCCUGCGGGACUGUGGUCUAGGUGACUGUGAUAUUGCCAAGCUGAGCAUAGCUAUGCCGAGGAUGCUCACCCGAACCCCGGAGCGCUUCAGGGUGUUCGUGGCUUGCGCCCAAGGAUUAGGUGUGUCCCCUGGCUCUCCGAUGUUCAGACACGCGCUGCACGCCCUCGCGCGCCUCGGCGAGGACAAGAUCUCCACGAAGCUGGAGCACUUGAAGAAGACGUUCAGGUGGUCGGAUGCUGAGGUGCGUAUUGCUGUUUGUAAGAGCAUCUCCAGUCGCGCUCCGAUGCUGCUCACGAGGUCUAAGGACAUGCUGCAGAGCAAAUCACAGUUUCUUAUCUCUGAGCUGGGGUUAGAACCGGCGUACAUUGCUCACCGGCCCGUAAUAAUCAAUCUUAGCCUGGAGGGCCGGCUCAGGCCCCGGUACUAUGUCCUAAAGCUUCUAAAGGAAAAGAGAUUGCUACAUCACAAUUUGGGGUACUAUACAAUUGUCCAGGCGACCGAGAAGGUACUCUUGGACAAGUACAUAUCCCCUCACAGUGAAGCCGCACCGCACCUCGCUCAAGACUAUGCAGCCGCUUGCAGAGGAGAAGCGCCUCCUAGAUUCAUAUUUGCUUGACCCAAGAACAUGGUGUUGAAUUCUGAAAAUACGUACUCCACAACAAAGAUUUAUUGUAAGCUGGUCAUUCAUGUAUCAUUGUGCCUAACUGGGUGUUUGUUCUCUGCUAUUGGGUGUUUGGUUCUGUCAUUUGUAGCUAGCUGAAAGUUGAUAUUUCAGUUGUGAGUUGGGCUAUGUCCACUACAUCAAUCGGUAGAGAAGAGAAAAUGGUAUCGUUGUGAACUUAUCAAUCCCCACGCUUUAUGGACACAUGUUGAAACUAUCAGUGACUAGUAUGUCUGCACUAUUGAUAUCUUUGUGGAUAAUGAUGCGGAAGCUGCGGAGUGUUCUCAAAUGGUUCUUACACUACUGUGUCAGGUUAACUCUUUUGGGUCUGCUAAAUUACUAGGUAUUUCUCCAAUUUCCUUGUUUCUUCAUAAUCAG